Actinia tenebrosa (Australian red waratah sea anemone) is the source of this 1848-nucleotide messenger RNA. RefSeq lists its product as uncharacterized. Gene Ontology annotation, biological process: establishment or maintenance of epithelial cell apical/basal polarity; heterophilic cell-cell adhesion. NCBI's taxonomy places the organism in Eukaryota, Metazoa, Cnidaria, Anthozoa, Actiniaria, Actiniidae. Gene Ontology annotation, molecular function: calcium ion binding. The record is from RefSeq and is a predicted model, not a curated record. Gene Ontology annotation, cellular component: plasma membrane; protein-containing complex.
UCAAGGUGCUUAGUUUACUAAUGUUGUUGUUGGACGGACCUAAAGUCCAAAGUGAACCAAGAGAUUGCCCUGUUCGGUUGUCCUGGGGUGGAUUCAUCAACAAGCCAGACAUCAUACUAAAAGGACACAGUAAAAAGAUUCUCUCUUCAGCAACAUUCGUUCAAUGCUCUCUCCGUUGUAUUCAGACAACAUGGUGUAUAUCUGUUAAUUUUGAGGUUGGAAGGACAAUUGGAAUUUGCCAGCUUAACGACUAUGGCGUAAAAAGCGUGUCUGCGAUCUCAGUGCAGCAAGGAGGAGAGUUUGAGAUCAGGAAAGGAUAUAUGUAUACCCAACUAAGGCCGUCACAGUUUGGCUGCCAUAACAAGCCCUGCAGUAACGGUGGUACAUGUUAUAUCGAUUGUGAUGCAUUGUAUGAAACACGAUGUCUUUGUCCAAAAGGAUUUUUUGGACCACAGUGCAGAGAAAUAAAUGAAUGCGUAAGCAAUCCAUGCACAAAUGGUGGAACAUGCCAUGACAAAGAAAAAGGGUACUCCUGUUCCUGUAACGACGGCUUUAAGGGAAUAAACUGUGAAAUUGAAAUUAAUGAGUGCGAAAGUAGCCCGUGCAAGAAUGGAGGAAAAUGCCUGGAUGAACACAAUGGCUACACGUGUGUUUGUGCAGCAGGCUACACUGGGAUACAUUGYGACAAGGACAUCGACGAGUGUGUAAGCAAACCCUGUCAGAAUGGAGCGAUAUGCAACAACAAAGAAAAUGGUUAUUCUUGUGAAUGUGCAGCUGGAUUCACAGGAAUAAACUGCGAAACAAACAUCGACGAGUGUGCAAGCAGUCCCUGCCAAAACAGUGGAAAAUGUACUGAUAAGACUAAUGGCUACUACUGCGACUGCGCUGCAGGAUUUAAUGGUACAAACUGUGAAAAUAACAUCGACGAGUGUGCAAGCAGUCCCUGCCAAAACARUGGAAAAUGUACUGAUAGGACUAAUGGCUACUACUGCGACUGCGCUGCAGGAUUUAAUGGUACAAACUGUGAAAAUAACAUAGAUGAAUGUGCAAGCAAUCCCUGUUUGAAUGGCGCCACCUGUAGGGAUGGCAUCGCUGGAUUCACCUGCAAUUGUCCCCGAGGAUACACGGGGGUAACAUGCAAAGAAGACAUAGACGAGUGUUUAAGCAAACCUUGUCAGAAUGGAGCAAAAUGCUACAACAGAGAAAAUGGUUAUUCUUGUGAAUGUGCAGCUGGAUUCACAGGAAUAAACUGCGAAACAAACAUCGACGAGUGUGCAAGCAAUCCCUGCCAAAACAGUGGAAAAUGUACUGAUAAGACUAAUGGCUACCACUGCGACUGCGCUGCAGGAUUUAAUGGUACAAACUGUGAAAAUAACAUAGAUGAAUGUGCAAGCAAUCCCUGUAUGAAUGGCGGCACCUGUAGGGAUGGCAUCGCUGGAUUCACCUGCGAUUGUCCCAAAGGAUACACGGGGGUAACAUGCAAAGAAGAUGUAAAUGAAUGUGCUAGCAACCCUUGUUUGAAUGGAGGUGCAUGUAGUGACGGCAUCAAUGGCUAUAGUUGCAGAUGUAUUAUUGGCUUUGGUGGAGUCAAUUGUCAAUCUAUAUCCAUUGGAUAAGUUGUUGAUCUAAAUAUCCACUACCAUUCCUUCGAUUUGCAGAUGAAUUGCUUAUAAGAGUAUUAUCAAUGAAUAUGUUUCAUCUGUCAUCUGUCAUGACACUUUUAUCUGUCCCAAAGAGAAUACAAGGUUCAUAUCUUUGGGACAGUCUCUCCCCAAAAAUCCUUGAAGACUGCGUGAUCGCAGUCUACAAUGUAAAUAAAUAUGAUUAAAUCAACAGAUUUUUAAUUUU